Messenger RNA from Notolabrus celidotus (New Zealand spotty), 2956 nucleotides. It is a transcript of the gene irak1, whose product is annotated as interleukin-1 receptor-associated kinase 1. Lineage: Eukaryota; Metazoa; Chordata; Actinopteri; Labriformes; Labridae. The record is from RefSeq and is a predicted model, not a curated record. The coding region runs from base 410 to 2716 and encodes 768 amino acids. Gene Ontology annotation, biological process: protein phosphorylation; signal transduction. The transcript has 15 exons. Gene Ontology annotation, molecular function: ATP binding; protein binding; protein kinase activity. Gene Ontology annotation, cellular component: plasma membrane.
GUUUGUGUGUGGGUCCCUCUAAGUUUUAAGUCCUGGUUUUUUAUCUCUACUUUGGAUCAGGGUCUAGUUUGAGGUAUUUGUUGUCUGGGACAGGGUCUUAUGUGGUUUCUGGGACCGGGGCUUGCUCAGAGCCGGUCUCUGCCCUCCCCUCUCUGUGCAGGAACCUUCAGGCUGAGUCUGAUAUGAGGUCCUCGAGAGUCCUGACAGCAGACAGGAUGGAUGUUAUAAAGGUGCUCUUAUUUUGAAGGAUUCCAAACCGGAAGUUCUUAGUGACGCGUUUGGCGGAAGCAGCGGAGGACUGAACUUCUCAUUCUGACCCGAGUCCACAAAGUCUGGUAGAGUCGGUCCCGGUGGUCUUGGUCCCGUUGUGACCCGGUCUCUGUUAGCUGUUAGCCUCAAUCCGGUAAAGAUGGCGGCAGGAGGACCGUUCCUCUACGACCUGCCGGCCUCCGUACUAUGCGAGUUCUGCUGGAUCAUGGACGGACUGUCGGACCUAGACUGGACCCGCUUCGCCUCUGAGGUGCUGUGUGAUCAGACCUCUCUGCGAUUGGCUGAGAGGAGGGAGAGGCGGACCGAGUGGGUGAUGAACCAAUGGGGGAACAGGAACGGCCGUGUUGAGGAGCUGGUCCACCUGUUGGAGCGUCUGCAGCUGCUCCGCCCUCGUGAUGUCAUUCAGACCUGGACUUCCAGCCUGAGGUCUUCCUCUUCUCCCCUCCCUCCCGCUUCAUCUCUUCCUCAGUUUGACCCUCCUCCAAAACCGUCUCAGGCCCCGCCCACUCAGAGCACCUGCAGGCUGUCAGACGUCGUUGAAGGAGGAGGAAGACCUCUCCCCAGACCUGCCCCGCCUCCCCCUGACCUGCAGUCUGUCCCCUAUCAUCCACCCCAGCGCCCCCUGGAGGUGCCGUGCGGCGGCGUGAUGAGCUGGUCGUAUGAAGAGGUGCAUGCUGGGACGGAGGGGUUCUCCCCCUCCCUGCAGGUGGGGGAGGGCGGGUUUGGAGUCGUGUACAGAGCGACUCUGAAUAAGACGGACUGUGCGGUGAAGAGACUCCGUGAACAGGGCUGUUUGAUGGAGUGGGAUCGGCUGAAGGAGAGUUUUCACACUGAGGUGGACAAACUGACCAGGUUCAGACACCCAAACAUCGUUGAUCUGCUCGGCUUCAGUGAAGGACCCGAGUGUGUGUGUCUCAUCUACACUUACAUGGAGAACAGAUCUCUGGACGACCAGCUGCACAAUGAGGCUGGCGCCCUCUCCUGGUCUCAGAGGGUCGGUGUUGUUGAAGGAGCAUCAAGAGCUCUGCAGUUCCUUCACUGCCCCCCUGCAGGACAUAAACCCCUGAUCCACGGGGACGUCAAGAGCUCAAACAUUCUGUUGGACCGGUACCUGGAGGCGAAGCUGGCAGACUUUGGUGUGGCCCGGUUUGCGAGUCCCAGCUGGUCGGGCCGCUCUGCGUCUCAGACCACGUCUAUUGGGAAGACGGAGACGAUUCGGGGGACGGUGGCGUACCUGCCUGAUGAGUACCUGAGGAACGGUCAGCUGGGCACCGCCGUGGACGUGUUCAGCUUUGGAGUGGUUCUACUGGAGAUCCUCACGGGACGACGAGCGCUGGAGAGAGACACCAAGUCAGGAGGAGACAGAUACCUGAAGGACCUGGUUGAGGACAGUCCAGAUGGUGUGUGUGCAGCAGCUUUUAGGCAACAGCUGGACCACCGGCUGACCUCAGGGGGCGCUGCAGAUCCUAUUGGCUGUGUGGAGGUCUGGGCUCUGGCCUGCAGUUGUCUGAACAGGAACAGGAAGAGGAGACCGUCCAUGGUUCAGGUGUGCGACGAACUGCAGGAAAUCCACAGGCGUGUGAGGAGGACAGACUCCGCCUCCUCCCCCCUACGUCACCCUCCUCCCCCUCACCUUCAGCCCCACUCCUCCCACCUCCACCGACGCCCCCGUCCUCAGGACUACAGUGUGGAGGUGCUGUCCCAACAGAUGUCCAAACUGGGACCACUGGAGGACACCUACCAGCCCUGCAUGUCCUCCUCCUCCUCCUCCUCUUUCUCCUCUUCCUCCUCUUCCUCCUCCUCCCUUGCCCCUCCUGACCCCUUACACUCCUCCUCCUCCCUCCCCCUCUCCUCCUCCUCCCUCCCCCCCUGCUCUUCGUCUUUCAUCGGUCCGUGUGAAACCGACGAGAGUCGAGGUUUCUCCCAGUACAACCUUCAGUCCCAGUGCAGAUCUAACGGGUCCAGCUCAGGGUCUCUGCCUCUACACACCAGAGACCAGUUCCUCAGUCCAGCCGGGCCCUCAGAGUCCCAGUUCACUCAGCCCUCUGUCCCCACUGAGGACCAGUACAACUUCCCUCCCCUACCUGGCAGCACCUGUGACAGUGCAGGGUCCAGGUUCCUAACAGGACAGCCCCCAGGACCAGAGACCGGAGGACCAACCACCGGGGGGACCACAGCAGGUCUCUACAGUGCCCCAGGAAGCCUCUCUCCUGUGGGGUCCCUGCAUUCCUCGUCCUCAGGACCCUCAGGAGCCUCAGGACCCUUAGUGCUCCUGAAUCCCAGUAAGCUGCGGCUCCUGCAGAAGAAGACUCUCUACGACGACGGGAAGAUCCGGACUCCUGAUCUGCUUUCAGACCAAGACCUCUAUGGAGGGACGAGCUCUGUGGAGGGGAGAGGACCAGAGGAGAGCGAUGAGCUGGAUUACCUUCCUGCCAAACACACCUGACAGAAUGGCGGAGCAGCUCUUCCUCCUGAGGACUCCUCCUCCCCCUCCUUGUCUCUGUGUGUGUGACCUGAACACACAGCUGACUGAAUGAUAUGUCCUUUUUAUAUUUAUUACCACAGCCCUGUUAAUGAAGCUUAGCACAGGUCUGAGAGCCCCCUGGUGUUACCUGAGGAAGAAGUGACGCUGUGUAAAUCUGAUAUUAUUAUACUUUUAUACAAAUAAAAGAUUUAUCAUUUCAUA